UUCUAUCCUCCUUUUUCCUUUACUAAGGAAAGAACAUCUUUCUCUCUCCAGUAAAAUAGUCUCUCUUCCUCAACUCAUGCACUUCUUUGGAUGAUAUGACAGUGAUCGACGAAGAGGGGGGCAGGCCAAGAGUUUAAGAUCAUUUGAGAAGAUGAGAUCUCUUGUUUCGUUGGUGGGUAUUGGCCUUCUGGCUUGCAUCUUCAGCUGCUACUCCAUGUGUGCUGAUUCACAGAGUGUACCUGGAGGUGCUACUGUUCAGCUUAACGUUUCUGUUGGUCGAUCUGCCGUCGCGAAUGUCGAGGAUGACUUUGUUUGCGCGACUUUGGAUUGGUGGCCCCCUGAGAAAUGUGAUUAUGGAACAUGCAGUUGGCAUCGUGCUUCUCUGCUGAAUCUGGAUCUUAGCAACAAGAUGUUGUUCAACGCGAUAAAGGCAUUUUCAUCAUUGAAGAUCAGAUUGGGCGGUUCCUUACAAGACAAGGUCUUAUAUGCCACUGACGAUCUUAAGCAACCCUGCCCUCAAUUCACUAAAGACCCCAAAUCAAUGUUUGGAUUCACUGAGGGCUGCCUGACCAUGGCUAGAUGGGAUCAGUUGAAUGCAUUUUUCAAGCAAACUGGCGCCAAAGUUAUCUUUGGGUUAAAUGCACUUAAUGGGCGAACCAUACAGCGACCACAUGGCCCUGCAGUGGGUGCUUGGGACUCUAAGAAUGCUGAAUCAUUUAUACGAUAUACCGUCAGCAAGAAUUACACCAUUCUCGGUUGGGAAUUUGGAAAUGAAUUGAGUGGGAGUGGAGUCGGUACCAGAGUUGCAGCAAGCCAGUAUGCAUCUGAUACAUUACAUCUGAAGAACCUGGUGUUAGACAUUUACAAGAGCAUUGAACCGAAGCCUCUCAUCCUGGCACCAGGAGGAAGCUAUGAUGCACUUUGGUUCAAGGAAUACUUGGACAAGACCCCAAAAUCCUUGGAUGCAAUUACUCUUCACAUCUACAAUCUCGGAUCAGGGGCUGAUCAGCACCUCAUUGAGAAGAUUCUAAACCCAACAUAUCUUGAUGGCAUAGCUAAAACAUUUAGAAAGCUGCAAAGCACAAUUAAGGGUUCUGCUUCGGCUACUUCGGCAGUAGCAUGGGUUGGUGAAGCAGGAGGAGCUUUCAAAAGCGGCCGCGACGGCGUUUCGAAUGCGUUUGUGUACAGCUUCUGGUAUCUGGAUCAGAUGGGCAUUGCCUCUACUUUUGAUACAAAAACGUACUGCAGACAAUCACUGAUAGGUGGAAAUUAUGGUUUGCUUGAUGCAACUUCCAACAAUCCAAAUCCUGAUUACUACAGCGCGCUACUUUGGCACCGACUCAUGGGCAGAAAAGUCCUGGGAGCGAGCUUCUCUGGAUCGAACAAGAUCCGAGUCUAUGCUCAUUGUGCAAAAGCCUCCAAAGGGGUCACAUUGCUGAUGAUAAACCUGGACGGCAGCUCCAUUUUUGAGGUCAUGGUUGAAGGUUUAAAGAACAGCGUUUCGCUUCCGAAAGGCUUAAACGACGCAAAUAUGAGAGAAGAAUACCAUCUAACGCCGCAGGAUGGGAAUCUGCACAGCCAGACAUUGCUGCUUAAUGGAAACAUAUUAGCCGUGAGUCCGUCUGGCGACAUACCUGCUCUGGAACCGAAAUACUUGAAUUCGACAAGUUCAAUAGUAGUCGGUCCUCACUCUAUUGUGUUUGCUCACAUGCCAUAUCAUGUCAUUCCGGCUUGUAAUGGAUAGGAGAUGGAACCCCGAAUUAGCUUCCUGAUGAAGUUUAUUGAAGAAGAGAAAUAAUGCAAUUUGUUCUCUUU
Messenger RNA from Rhodamnia argentea, 1815 nucleotides. RefSeq names its product heparanase-like protein 3. Gene Ontology annotation, molecular function: beta-glucuronidase activity. Gene Ontology annotation, cellular component: membrane; plant-type cell wall. The record is from RefSeq and is a predicted model, not a curated record. NCBI's taxonomy places the organism in Eukaryota, Viridiplantae, Streptophyta, Magnoliopsida, Myrtales, Myrtaceae. The transcript has 9 exons. The coding region runs from base 152 to 1744 and encodes 530 amino acids.